This is a messenger RNA of Trypanosoma conorhini, 2457 nucleotides long. RefSeq lists its product as uncharacterized. The record is from RefSeq and is a predicted model, not a curated record. The transcript has a single exon. Lineage: Eukaryota; Euglenozoa; Kinetoplastea; Trypanosomatida; Trypanosomatidae. Bases 1 to 2457 code for a protein of 818 amino acids.
AUGGCGUUAGACCUGCAGCAGAAGGUGUUCCGCAUCCCGAGCAACGUCGCGGUGUCGACGGGGCUGCGGUGGGACUUCAUCGGCGCCGACCCCGUCGACCUCGACCUCAGCGCCGUGUGCUUCACGAGCGAGGGGAUGUUUCUCGACUGCGUCUUCUUCAACCACCCCUUUCCCGCGGGCACCGACGAGGAGGCGCUGCGCGGCUCCGGCGUGCUCGUGGACCCGCAGCAGCUGCCCUACAUGUUCGUCGGCGGCGACAGCAGGAUCGGCGGGGAGGAGGAGAACCAGCUCCCCGGCCUCGCCCUUGCCGCCAAGCGCCGCGCGUACCAGCUGCGCAACAGCAGCACGGACAGCAGGAAGAAUGAGGCGAAGCGCAUGGGCGUCGUCGACGCGCUCUUCUCCCGCCUCUACGAGGAGACGGAGCUGGACGGGGUGGAGGAUGCCCUCGACGAGGAUCCCCACGGCGCGGCGGAGGCGCUGGGCGACGAGGACGACCACCGCGCCCUCCGGCGACGGAAGCGCCGCGAGUUCUGCGACGAGUCCGUGACGUUUGUGAUGCACAAGAUCCCCGCGGAGGUUGCCGUCGUCUUCCUCGUCGUCACGAGUUACACCGGCGCCGACUUCACGACGCUGCCGGGGGUGAAGCUGGAGGUGGUCAACGAGACCGCCAACGAGCGGGUGGGGGCGAUUGACCUCAAGCGCUCCACGGGCGACGGCACCGCCAACCUCGCCUGCAUGCUCUGCCGUCUUCCGCCGCUCACCGACAGCCCCGCGGAGCCGCAGCUGUGGGACCUGCGGGAGCUUAACGUGCGCGCGUUUGGCUACACCUUUGUGGACGUGCUGCCCGUCAUGCUGGACGUCCUCGACGUCGAGCGCAACUCCCGCGAUGACGCGCUGCGGCGGCUGCCCGACUACCCCCUCUCCAAGGAGAGUUUCCAGUACGCGGAGCAGCCCCUCUCGGAUGUGCGCUUCGGUGUUGGCUGGUACGGCGAGCACGACCUCGACGCGUUCAUGGUGAUGCUGGACGAGAACAACGACUACCUGGACCACCUUCACCCGAAGCAGGCGAAGCUGCACUCCAUCUACCCGCACGUCGCACGCCACUCCGGCGACAGCCUCAACGGGUUUGGAACGACCGGGGAUGAGGAGUUUAUCGACCUGAUGACCUACCGCAUGCCGUCCGAGGUGCAGACGAUUCUCUUUGGCGCAACCUACGUGGAGAGCUUUGGCAGCUCCGCGGGGACCCUGAAGAGCAUCUUUGACGUCCCAAAGCUCUAUCUGCGGCUGCAGAACCGCACGGCGGAGCGGCCCAACUCCUCCGAGGUGGAUCGGUGGAACAUCCACUACGAGGCAGAGGAGGAACGCGCGUGGAGCAGGGGGAGGCAGAGGGAGAAGAAGGGCGCGCAGGGACCACAGGGCUCUGUCUACCGCAACUACCCGGGGGGCGAUGGAAAGACGCACCCUGUGCGCAUGGUUGUGCUGGGGGCCAUGGUUAAAAAGGGCGAGGUUCCCUUUCACGUCAUGUACCCCGGUGGCCGCCUCGACCAACAGCAGUUUCAACAGAAGCAGGUGGACCGCCAUGGCUCGAGCAAGCCAGAGGAAAAUGUCCCACUGUUUGAGUACAGCCCUCUGCACGAGUACGCCCCUGUUAGUACGGUGGAUUCCUUCUCCUCGCUGAUGCCUUUUCUCUACUGCAUCGCCCAGUAUCGCUGCAACGCUGGCGGCGGCGGUGGAGGAGGCGGUACGUCACGAAGAGGAACGCACCCAAUUUACGCGCUCAGCGCCAAAAACAACGUUGCGAGCCGGCACUCCGCCGCCUUUCCCGACUCUCUCCCGUCGCUGUGGGAGGAUAUGAAGGCGUCGGGCUCGAUACUGGCGUACUACGCCCUGCAGCUGCAGUUCGUGGAGGUGCGCAAUCUGCGGCCGACGCUCCCCCACCGCUUCAAGUGUCACGGGGAGGCGUGGGUCUGCGGGGGCGUGCCGUCCGGCAAGCGGCCCAUAACACCGCACGACUCGCCCCCGUUCCGCACACCGUACCUCAUUCACCGCGACAAGACACGGUGGGAUGAGAGGAGCCCGGCGUCCUCGGCACUCUUCUUCGUGCGCAGGUUCGACCGCAUCCGUGUGCUCGUCUACGAGUACGCCACCUUCGGCUCCGUGGAGCUGGACCUGAUGCAGUUCGACGAGCUCUGGAGGCCGGAUCCGCAGCCCGCGACCCACGGCUUCAAGGGGGCCUUCAACGGUUUCGAGCGGUGGUUUCCCCUGACGGGUGGGAGUUUGACGGACGGGGAAAUCUGCCUGCGGCUCUUCCGGGUGCCGGAGAAGCUGGCGCUGGGGGUGCGCAAGCGGGUUGACGCUGAGGCCAACAAGAAGCGGCGUCAAAUGGCGCAGCAGCGGGCGGAGCGCAGGGAGGACGCCGCCAGGGAGCGCUACUCGCCCACGUGUCAGGUCAUGUAA